GGACUUUUUCGUCCAUCAAUAUCCGGUCCGAGCAUCUGACUAAACAACAACUUUGACGACGGAAAACUUUCCUCUAAUUGACACUGACAAGGAGAAGAAGCUUUUGCAAAAACUGAAAAUAUGAAAGGAAGAAUUGUGAUUUUCUCCAUUACAGGCUGUCCGUUUUGUCUUCGCGCGAAGUCUAAAAUACGAGACGAGUUGAAGCUGGAGUUUGUAGACAUCAACCUCGACAAGUACCCCAAUCGGCGAGUAGAAGCUAGUGAAAGGUCAGGUCGAAGAACAGUUCCUCAGAUAUUUUUCAAUAAUAUUUAUGUUGGAGGAUACGACGACCUUGUGAAGCUGCCCAAAGAGGAGCUUGAUAAGUUUAUUAAAGAAGUCCAAGAAAAUGAAGCACCUGAUAAUGCACCACAACCACCCAGUGCAUCAGAGGAAGAUGACAUUGAKGACAUGUAUGAAUUCUCUUGUGAACUUGAUGAGUAUGCAGAAUUGGUCAAGACUAUCAAAGAAAGUGGUUUGGUCAAAGACCAUAGGCAGCUUCUAYACUCCCAUAAGAACUCAUUUAUUGGUAAAGAGGUUGUUGAAUGGCUYAUUACAAACAAACAAAUUGAAAGAGAUCAUGCUUUGGCAAUGUGUCAAAAUCUUAUUGACCGCCUCUUUGUGAAGAGGGUCAARGGUGGACAGGAAGAACCAUUUGCAGACGACAACACUUUUUAUCGCUUCUUGGAGGAUGAAGAAAGCAAUGCAUUAAACUCUGGUAUGGAGUCCCUGUGUGAACCAAGGCCAGCCCAUGAAGUAGGAGAAACGCUAAGACAUCUUAUAUUAAAGCUGUAUAACAGCUAUUUAUCACCAGAUGGAAAGGGUGUUGACUAUUCGUCGAUGGGUGAGAGUGAUCAUUUCAAAGACUAUGUGAAGCACACAGCUGAACUACAACGUGUGAAAUUACAGGACGCCAGCAGAGAAGAAAAGCUGUCAUUCUUUAUAAAUAUUUAUAACGCCUUAGUUAUUCACGCUACUGUCGUGAAGGGACCUCCAAACAACCUAUGGCAACGUUACAAGUUUUUCAACACUAUCAGCUACAUAAUCGGUGGUCACGUGUACUCGUUGAAUGAAAUCGAAAAUGGUGUAUUGCGGUCGAACCGGCGAGCAAUUGGGGCGCUUAGAAGACCAUUUGGUAAGAAUGACCCACGGUUGAAGAUUGCACUGGAGCAACCCGAGCCUUUGAUUCAUUUCGCUUUGGUUUGCGGUGCAAAGAGCUGUCCACCCAUCAAGACUUACUCAGCUAAGGGCGUCAACGACGAACUCCGACUAGCUGCAGAAGCCUUCUUAGAAGGUGAUGACGGCUGUCAAAUUGACAUGAGCAAACGAGAGAUUCAUUUAAGCAAAAUCUUUCAGUGGUACAAAGAGGACUUUGGAAAGAAUAACGCUGAGGUAGCCCAAUUUGUGUUCGGUAAAAUGGCUGAAGGAGAAAARAAGACCAAGCUCGAUGAAUUACUGCUGUCAGGGAAUUUUAAGGUCGUGUAUAUGACUUACAAUUGGGCUUUAAACUCCAAGUAGAUAAAUAAUAAACAUACUUCCCAGUUGAUCUCAAACACUGUCAUAUGGAAACCAUCGUAGAUAAUUUAUACAACUAUUUCAUAGCCGCGUUACAUACAGUCAAUUCCAUUAACGUUAUUCAGUUGCCAAGAUGAAAACAAAGUCAUGUUCAUCAUAUCAUAUUGUUUUUUAAUUUCUUUGCAAGAAUAUUCAARAUAAAGUUCCAAAACGUCUUUACAACGUUAAUAACAUGCAUUUAAUUCGCUAUUAAUUAAAGUUUAUAAUUAUAAUUCAUCCUGAAAAAAGAAGCAAACAAAAAAAAAACGUUUUUAUGCUAAUGGCUUUGUUGUAGUUGUCUUUAUGUCUUUUCAAGGGAACAACCCGGUUUUAAUGGGGUUGACUGUAUUUAAUUUAAGAUUGAAAGACGAAUAAAUAGCCUGCGUAUUGUAGGGGUGAGUCGGAGGGAAGUCUAUGUGGUCCACCAGCUACACUCUGCUGCGCUGUCUCGUUGUAAGAAAUUUAUUAAUCUAUUUAAAUUAAUUAUUGUUUUAUAAUAAUUUGUAAAGAAAUACCUUGUUAAUGUCAA
Exaiptasia diaphana is the source of this 2119-nucleotide messenger RNA. RefSeq lists its product as uncharacterized. The transcript has 9 exons. The record is from RefSeq and is a predicted model, not a curated record. Gene Ontology annotation, biological process: intracellular signal transduction; cell redox homeostasis. Gene Ontology annotation, molecular function: electron transfer activity. Lineage: Eukaryota; Metazoa; Cnidaria; Anthozoa; Actiniaria; Aiptasiidae. The coding region runs from base 121 to 1554 and encodes 477 amino acids.